AUGAUACUGCCGAUAUUAUGCCUGACCGAUUCUGGAACGUUCCUCUGGCAGCAAUUUAAAUUACCCCUAAUUGACUACAUCCCGUUUUUUGAGGAAUAUAUCUUCUUGACGGUCGCCAUGAGCAGCGCUUUUAGCCCCGUAAUAACAAUUUACUACGUGCAACCGUAUCGCCGGAAAAUCAUGGAAUGGAUAUUUUUUUUGGCAGAAAGGCAACACAACACGCUCGCUCAGCUUAUUAUUGGUGCAGCGGCGAUGAUGACCAUGACAAGGUAUCGAAAUUACGUACUCGGGAAGCCGGCGCCGAGCCCAAGAACCACAGCCCUCAUCUGCCUUUUGCUCACGAUUCCCUCUAUAUUAUUGAUUAUCAACCAGAUCACUGGAGACUUCGAUCCAAUAGUGCUACGAAACCUAUUGGCAGAAAGAAAGCCCGAAUCGCUAUAUCCCGACGACUUCAGUGUGGCUAUCCCAAUAGGACACGAGAAUAUUUAUGAAUUUCGCGUAUUUAUCUUGAUCCUCGGUGUGACUGUUCCGAUGUUUCCAAGCUACGCCAUAUCCCUAUACUAUCGACGGAAAAUAUUGAAGAAGCUACACGAAAACGUACACAUGAGCCGUCGUACGGUAGAAGCGCAGAAAAGCUUGUUAAAGGCUCUCACGAUCCAACUCGUGAUCCCCUGCAUAACCAUGGCCGAGUCGAGCUCAUAUCUGUGGAAGCAGUUCGAGCUACCGUCAACCAUGAGGACCUCGCUUGGACUUUUGCUGCUCGCCAGCUCGGUGACAGCACUCUACAAUUGCGUGCCGGAGAACUCGACCUCCUACAAAUUCCCGAAGGGCUUUCUGUGGAGUACCGCCACCUCGGCCUACCAGAUCGAGGGCGGAGCCUGGGAGGAUGGAAAGGGUCUCUCGAUCUGGGACUCAUACACCCAUACUGCGGGAAAGGUCUCCGACAACAACACCGGUGAUGUCGCCUGCGACAGCUACCACCUCUACGAGAGCGACUUUGCCAUCCUGAAGCAACUUGGCGUCAAGUCGUACCGCUUCUCGAUCUCGUGGCCCCGAAUUCUGCCCACGGGGCUCAAGGAGAGCAAGAACCAGAUGGGCAUCGACUACUACCACAAGAUCAUCGACGGACUUAUUCGCAAUGGCAUCAUCCCGGUUGUCACCAUGUACCACUGGGACAUGCCGCAACACCUGAUGGACCAAGGAGGCUGGCUGAACCCCCAGAUCAGCACCUGGUUUGCCGACUACGCCGAGAUCCUCUUCCAGGCCUAUGGACAUAAGGUCCCGUACUGGAUCACGAUCAACGAGGCCAAGUCGGAGACGCUGUACGCCUACUGCGGCACCAUCUCGAACCACGCGCCCGGUGGCUUCAAGGAGCACUGCAAGUGGGCCCCCUACCAGGCUGGACACAACAUGAUCCUCGCCCACGCCAAGGCGUACAAGCGGUUCGAGUGGUGCAUCAAGUGCCGGUUGACUGGAGCCAAGGUCGGAAUCACGAACGUCAACGGCUGGACCGUCCCUGCUGCCGGUGUCGACCAGAGCGUCGCUGAUCGCAUCAACCAGAUGCAGAACUACUGGUUCAUCCACCCCUUCUUCACUGGAGAGUACCCGCCUCGUCUCCGCCAGCAGGUCGACAAGCUGUCCAAGCAGGAAAACCGCACCGUCAGCCGUCUGCCGCACUUCACCGAGGCCGAGCAGAAGUACAUCAAGGGAACCGUCGACUUCUUCGGCUUCAACUACUACAUCACUCUCGUCGCUACCCCGAUUGCUAACUACUCCACCGCCACCAGCUGGUACAACUUUGACUGUAUGGCUUCUGGUACCUACUUGCCUGACGAUGUUGCUCCGCGCGUCCCCGGAGGAUGGGUGAGCACUUACGCCGAGGGCAUGUAUGCCUCGCUGGUUGAUCUCUACACCCGCUACAAGAAACCGAUCUUCAUCACCGAGAACGGAGCCAUGGAUGCGCAGCCAACCCCCGGCGUCUACCCGGAGGGCCUAAACGACGUCUUCCGCACCCGCUACAUCAAGGAGCACAUCACCGCCGUCGGCAAGGCCCUCAAGAACGGCGUUGACAUCAUGGGCUACACCGUGUGGUCGCUGAUGGACAACUUUGAGUGGACGGCCGGCCUCGGCACCAAGUUCGGCCUGUACCAUGUCGACUUCACCUCGCCAGCCAAGACCCGUACCCCGAAGGCCUCGGCCAUCUGGUACAAGAACCUCGUCGCGCAGAACAAGAUCGACCUCUGC
Molecule: messenger RNA, 2244 nt
Organism: Mesorhabditis spiculigera
Lineage: Eukaryota; Metazoa; Nematoda; Chromadorea; Rhabditida; Rhabditidae
Source: the annotation of a GenBank genome assembly